Myotis daubentonii (Daubenton's bat) is the source of this 1455-nucleotide messenger RNA. RefSeq names its product F-box only protein 31-like. Bases 1 to 1455 code for a protein of 484 amino acids. NCBI's taxonomy places the organism in Eukaryota, Metazoa, Chordata, Mammalia, Chiroptera, Vespertilionidae. The transcript has a single exon. The record is from RefSeq and is a predicted model, not a curated record.
AUGGAGGAGUGCGCUUGCCUCUGCGGCUUGGGCUCUUCGCGGGGAUGUUGGUGUCGUCAGGAGCCCCGGGGCCCAGCUGAGACGGCAGCGGCCGAGGGCAAGCAGGCUCCGGCAGAAAAGCACCUCGAGGCGGAUGCCGCAGCGUGCUGCUGGGCGGGGAGUGGAGGAAUUGCGAGCCCCAGGCCGCCCCUGCACUGCUCGUUGCAGGACCUGCCGGUGGAGAUGCUGGUGGAGAUCUUCGCCUCGCUCCCUGGCACCGACCUGGCCAGUCUGGCCCAGGUCUGCACCAAAUUUCGCCGCAUCCUGCACAUUGACAGCAUCUGGAGACAGCGCUGCCGGGAGGAGUUUGGCGUUUGUGAAAACUUGCAGAAUCUGGAGACGGUGGGUACGUCUUACAGAGAAGUCUAUGAGAAGCUGCUCCACCCAUACAGACACAUUUUGGGAUUGUGGCAGCGAGAUGCUGAGGGUUUUAAAACACUGCUGUAUGCAGCGGUGGACGGCUUAGGCAUCACUGCGUGGACGUACAGGCCUUGUCUUCACACCCAGGUGGACGGCCCGAUGCCAUUCAAACCCGCUUUCCGAAUCUGCCUGACGGAGCGGAAAUCAGCCGCGGUGGAGUGCAUGGAAGGCCGCCACCGCAGGCCCCACGGCCGCCACCUGCAGAUUCGGAAGGACAGGCUCCAAACCUGGUGCAAGAAGACAGACCACCUGAAUGAUUUCCUAAUGCAGUUUCGGGUGGAAUGGGGGCGGAUGCUGGUGCAGGAGGACAGACAGCAGUAUGACUGCCAGACCUACCGCCGCCUCUACCUCCCGCCCAGCCACCCGGACGACCUCAUCAGGCCAGGCCUCUUCCAAUGCAGAUCCAAUCGCUAUGGCCCGAUGAUCGCCAUGCUCAGCUUCCACGGGAAGUGUGCCAGGGUCACGGAGAUCACCGGAACCUUAUUCCAGACAUUACAAAUCCACCUCAUGCGCCGCAUCGAGAUGCGAGAUGGCGAGAUCUUCUGGGACGUCGACGAGCUCUCCCGCGUGGUCCAGGAGAUUGCCGAGCAGGUGACCUGGGAGCAGCAGCAGCAGCAGCAGCAAGAAGACGGGACUGAGGAAAGCGAGGGCCAUGGCUGGCAGAGCCCUGCCCAGCCCAGCGUCAGGGAGUCCGGGGCUGCAGCUGCGGAGGAGCAGCCUGUCCCGUUUGUUCUGCCUGAGCGCGUGCGCUCAAUGGACCAGAACUACCCCCGAACCUGCAGGAUGUGUUUCUAUGGCGUGCACACUUCUACCUCACAUGGCUUCACCGAGUCCAGCACUGGAGUCGUCACCCUGUUCGAUGAGAACCGCUUCGGGUUCCUGUGUCUGCAGGAGAGAGCCUUCAGCCUGUUCGGCAGAGUCCAGAACACCUUCCGGAAUGCGGAGGCGCCAUCCCCCCAGGCCUUCCUGGAAAUGCUCUCCAGCAUUCAGUCCUGA